This is a messenger RNA of Parnassius mnemosyne (clouded apollo), 966 nucleotides long. The record is from the annotation of a GenBank genome assembly. Lineage: Eukaryota; Metazoa; Arthropoda; Insecta; Lepidoptera; Papilionidae.
AUGGAAUCGUCUGAGCACCUGCCGUUACUACGUGAUGCCGAUGGCUCCGAAAAUUGUUUACAUUUCACAGCUGUUGGUCAAGAAGAUAGUGUGGAAAAAGUACAGGUGCUGCAUAACAAAGAAGCUGACGGAAAUAUUAGCAGUAAUGAAUUAAUGAUGGAUAGAAACAACGAAGAUAAUACUAUAGCUGGCACAAGAGAUAAACAUAACGUAGUUGAUACUGGAAAGUCAAAUGUACUUAACACUCCUCACCAAAGAACAGAGAUUGAGAGAACGUCUACAACCCCAAUAGUGCCAUCAACCCAACCACAUAUAAUGGGUGAAGUUUCACUAACACCUACACAUAGAACAUUUACACCACAAGCAGUUAAUCCACACAAUACAAUGGUAGCUAUAACUCCGAUAGCAAGUGGCGCCAGUCAAGCAAAGAAUAGUAUAAAGUUACAGAAUUGUGUUUCAUCUGUUAGCUUAGGAUGUGAAUUGAAGUUAUUAGACAUAUAUUGCCGUACAAGAUUCUCAGAAUAUAAUCCAGCGAGAUUUCAAGGAGUUGUUAUGAAAAUACUCGAGCCUCGGGCAACAGCAUUAGUAUUUAGGUCAGGAAAAAUUGUUUGUACAGGUGCUAGAAAUGAACACGAUUCAUACAUUGCUGCACGAAAACUUGCACGAAUUAUUCAAAAGCUUGGAUUUCCAGCCAAAUUUUUGAAUUUUAAAAUACAGAACUUUAUAGCAACAGCUGAUCUAAGGUUUCCUGUAAAAUUAGAAGCAUUGCAACAAGCUCAUGGGCAGUUUGCAUCAUAUGAGCCGGAAUUGUUCCCAGGAUUAGUUUACCGAAUGGUACGGCCAAGAGUUGUAUUGCUCAUAUUUGUAAACGGAAAAAUAGUAUUUACAGGAGGAAAAUCCAGAAACGAAAUCAGCGAGGCUCUUGAAAUUAUUUAUCCAAUUCUUAGAAGCUAUAGAAAAAAUUAA